AUGAUCAGUAGGACUCGGUGUUUGCAGGCAGCUGCGGGAAUUGCAAGGCAGAGAGCAGCGUUUGGCGGGGUGCGGGAGUUCUCGCGGACACGGCUGGCGACGCAGGAGGCGCCGGCGGGGCCAGAGGCGCCGGGCAAGCGGCGGCCGCUGAGCCGGAUCCCGCUGGGGGCGCAGGAAACGCACUCGCAGCGGGUCGAGGGCGGGGCGAUCGAGUUCACGACGUGGAAGGCGGCGGCGGUGCUGCUGGUGCUCGGCGGCGGGCUGUUCUACGUGUUUUCGCGCGAGAAGCGGCGGCUGGAGGUGCAGCGGGAGGCGGAGGCGAACCGGGGGUACGGGCGGCCGGCGGUGGGCGGGCCGUUCCAGCUGGUGGACUUCAACGGCAACGAGUUCACGGAGAAGAACCUUCUCGGGCGGUUCUCGCUGGUGUACUUCGGUUUCACGCACUGCCCGGACAUCUGCCCUGCGGAGCUGGACAAGCUGGCGGCGUGGCUACGCGGACUGAAACAACGGGGCAUCGACGUGCAGCCGAUCUUCGUGACGUGCGACCCUGCGCGGGACCCGCCGGCGGUGCUGAAGGAGUACCUGGCCGAGUUCCACCCCGACAUCGUGGGGCUGACGGGCAGCUACGAGGAGGUGAAGAAGGCGUGCAAGCAGUACCGGGUCUACUUCUCGACGCCGCCGAACGUGAAGCCGGGCCAGGACUACCUGGUGGACCACUCGAUCUUCUUCUACCUGAUGGACCCGGAGGGCGCGUUCGUGGACGUGCUGGGACGGCAGUACGACGAGCAGACUGGCCAGGCGAAAAUCGAGGAGCACGUCAAGGCAUACGUUCCUGCGGCUGAGCGCGAGAAGCGGAAGGAAAAGUGGUAUUCCUUCCUGUUCUGA
Eremothecium gossypii ATCC 10895 is the source of this 885-nucleotide messenger RNA. RefSeq names its product SCO family protein. Lineage: Eukaryota; Fungi; Ascomycota; Saccharomycetes; Saccharomycetales; Saccharomycetaceae. Gene Ontology annotation, molecular function: copper chaperone activity; copper ion binding. Gene Ontology annotation, biological process: intracellular copper ion homeostasis; mitochondrial respiratory chain complex IV assembly. The transcript has a single exon. Gene Ontology annotation, cellular component: mitochondrial inner membrane. The record is from RefSeq and is marked provisional. Bases 1 to 885 code for a protein of 294 amino acids.